AUGCAAGCCUCCCCUAACAACCCCCAGGCCCACUCAACCGAGCACUCCCUCAAGCUCUACGCCGGCUGGUUCUGCCCCUUCGUCCAACGCGCCUGGAUGGUCCUCGAAGAAAAGAAGACCCCCUACCAAUACAUCGAAGUAAACCCCUACCACAAACCCACCUCCCUCCUCUCCCUCAACCCGCGCGGCCUCGUCCCCACCCUCGCCUACAACAACCAGCCCCUGUACGAAAGCACCGUCCUGUGCGAGUUCCUCGAAGACGCCUUCCCCGAGCACACCCCCUCCCUCCGCCCCGCAGACCCCUACGUCCGCGCCCGCGCCCGCAUCUGGACCGACUUCGUCGGCUCGCGGAUCAUCCCUGCCUAUCACCGCUUCCUGCAAUACCAACCCACCCGCGACGGCGCCGAAGGACUCUCCAAAGCGCGGGAGGAGUUCCUCGGGCACCUGAAAGAGUGGACGAGAGCGAUGGACCCCGUCGGGCCCUGGUUCCUCGGCGGCGACUUCAGCCUCGUAGAUGUGGCGCUCGCGCCGUGGGCGGUGAGGAUGUUUGUGUUUGAUGUGUUCAAAGGCGGGUUGGGGAUUCCAGAGGAGGGAAAAGGGGGGGAAGAUGAAGAGGUCUGGGCGCGGUGGAGGAAGUGGAGUAGGGCGGUUGAGGAGAGGAAGAGUGUCAGGGAGACUAUGAGUGAGCGGGAGCAUUAUUUGCCGAUUUAUCAGCGGUAUGCGGAUGAUGUGGCGCAGAGUGAGAUGGCGAAGGCGAGUCGGGCGGGGAGGGGGGUGCCGUGA
Mytilinidion resinicola is the source of this 783-nucleotide messenger RNA. RefSeq names its product glutathione transferase omega-1. Gene Ontology annotation, cellular component: cytoplasm. Lineage: Eukaryota; Fungi; Ascomycota; Dothideomycetes; Mytilinidiales; Mytilinidiaceae. The record is from RefSeq and is a predicted model, not a curated record. Bases 1 to 783 code for a protein of 260 amino acids. The transcript has 2 exons.